GCAGCGCGGGCUGGAGGGAGGGAGGGAGGGCGGGCGCCGGGAGAGACCUGAACACCUUAGGACCCGACAAGGCCGAACCGAGGGGACCGCAGCAAAAAUCAGAGCUGCUGAGAUCUCUGUCGUGAACCACGUUCUCCACCUGCCCUGUGGGGUCGCGUAGGGAGCAUUUUCCAUUUGCGCCUGUUCCCUCUAUUCAUCUCCUGCAGCCCGCAGACCACCCCGGGGCCCGGUCAUCCUCGGGUGUAUCCUCGGGCUCAGGUCCAUCCUUGGCCCUCGAGGGAGCCACCGCUUUCAUCGCUGCCUCUGCAGCGCGCAUCCGAAGACGCCGGGGCGGGACCCCGGCGUGAGCAUCGGGCGCCCCCAUAGGAGUGCACGACCCCCGGAGCCGCCCUCACCACGGACCGCGCCCGCCGGGCACACAAGAAUGGUCACUCAGAUACUGGGGGCCAUGGAGUCUCAGGUGGGGGGGGGCCCGGCUGGCCCGGCCCUGCCCAACGGGCCACUCCUUGGGACAAACGGAGCCACUGAUGACAGCAAGACCAACCUCAUCGUCAACUACCUACCCCAGAACAUGACCCAGGAUGAGUUCAAGAGUCUUUUUGGCAGCAUCGGGGACAUCGAGUCCUGCAAGUUGGUUCGGGAUAAGAUCACAGGGCAAAGCCUGGGCUAUGGGUUUGUGAACUACUCGGACCCCAAUGAUGCCGACAAAGCCAUCAACACCCUCAAUGGCCUCAAAUUGCAGACAAAAACCAUCAAGGUGUCCUAUGCCCGCCCCAGUUCUGCAUCCAUCCGGGAUGCUAACUUGUAUGUCAGUGGCCUCCCCAAAACCAUGAGUCAGAAGGAGAUGGAACAGCUGUUCUCACAAUAUGGCCGAAUCAUCACUUCUAGAAUCCUCGUGGACCAGGUCACAGGUGUCUCUCGGGGUGUGGGAUUCAUCCGCUUCGACAAGAGGAUUGAAGCUGAAGAGGCCAUCAAGGGAUUGAACGGGCAGAAGCCACUGGGCGCCGCUGAACCCAUCACAGUCAAGUUUGCUAACAAUCCGAGUCAGAAGACAGGGCAGGCCUUGCUCACCCACCUGUACCAGUCCUCUGCCCGGCGCUAUGCGGGUCCCCUGCACCAUCAGACACAGCGCUUCCGGCUGGACAAUUUGCUGAACAUGGCCUAUGGUGUCAAGAGUCCCCUGUCGCUCAUCGCCAGGUUCUCCCCGAUCGCCAUCGACGGCAUGAGUGGCCUGGCGGGCGUGGGUCUGUCUGGAGGGGCGGCAGGUGCCGGCUGGUGCAUCUUUGUGUACAACCUUUCCCCGGAGGCUGAUGAGAGCGUGCUGUGGCAGCUGUUCGGGCCCUUCGGGGCGGUCACCAACGUCAAGGUCAUCCGAGAUUUCACCACCAACAAGUGCAAGGGCUUUGGCUUCGUCACCAUGACCAACUACGAUGAGGCAGCCAUGGCCAUCGCCAGCCUGAAUGGAUAUCGCCUCGGUGAACGCGUGCUGCAGGUGUCGUUCAAGACUAGCAAACAGCACAAGGCCUGAGCAUCCUUCCGAGCCCUCCCUCCCCGGGCAGCAGAGAGAGAGAGAGAGAGAGAGAGAGAGAGAGA
Nannospalax galili (Upper Galilee mountains blind mole rat) is the source of this 1593-nucleotide messenger RNA. It is a transcript of the gene Elavl3, whose product is annotated as ELAV like RNA binding protein 3. The transcript has 7 exons. Gene Ontology annotation, cellular component: ribonucleoprotein complex. Lineage: Eukaryota; Metazoa; Chordata; Mammalia; Rodentia; Spalacidae. Bases 425 to 1528 code for a protein of 367 amino acids. Gene Ontology annotation, molecular function: RNA binding. The record is from RefSeq and is a predicted model, not a curated record.